AUUAAAUAUUUUCAAUAUUCGUUCUAGUAGUUAGUACCUAUCUAUAGUUUUAAUUGUUGACAAUAUUGCGUCUGUACUCUGUUGAUUGUUCUGUAAUUGUGAUUUGUAUACGUGCGCUCAGGUCCUGGAGACUUGAACUGUUUAACUAGGUACCUAUUUUUGUGGUAAAAUGGGUACUAAGGUGUGUGAUAUUGGCGACGAUGUUAAGGAAACAUUGAGAAAGUUUCGGUUCCGUAAAACAACCAAAAAUGCUGCUCUUAUAAUGAAAGUAGAUAGAGAAAAACAACAAGUAUGUGUAGAUGAAAUGUUGGAUGAUGUUACUCUUGAAGAACUAAGAGAAAUUUUACCUGGUCAUCAGCCACGUUAUAUUAUUUAUUGCUGUAAAAUGGAACACGGAGAUGGACGAGUGUCAUUCCCAAUGUGCUUCAUUUAUUUCACCCCGAGAGAUAGUCAUAUGGAAUUGCAAAUAAUGUAUGCAGGCACUAAAAUGGCGUUACAACGUGAAGCCAACUUGACUAGGGUGUAUGAAGUAAGAGAAUUGGAUGAAAUGACCGAUGAGUGGUUACAAGACUGUGUUAUGGGAAAGUAAUAUUUUGUAUGCAUUUAAAACGGUUUAUAAAUGACAUGAAAUAGAUUUUAAAAUGAAUAUACAGUUUUAAAAAAAUUCCAUUAAACAUAUAUAAAACAAAUAUUGACCCAUUUUCAUAUUAAAUUAUCUACACAUUCUUAGAUAUUAAAGUAGAUAGAAUCAGGUAAAAACCACUAAAUAAAAUUGAACCGUUCAUUGAAAUUUGUUUUUAUAAUAUUUGAAUUACCACAUCAAAAUAUUUUAUACAGUAAUUAUUGACUACCAUUUUAGGUUUUUAUUUUAUUAUUCUUUAAUCUUUUGGGUAUAUUUAAAAUAUUUGAGUAUGCUUAACAUUUUAACUAUAGUAAACAUUCCUUUUGAUUUUGCACUUGUGUGUAUUAUGAUAAAGUAUUUUUUUAAAUUGUAUAUCAUAAUUUUUUUACCCAAAAAUCAUCUAAACCCUGUUUUGAUAUGAAUACUAUAUUUUUAAUAAUUUAGAUUAUCUAAAUUUUAAAUGUGUGAUUUUUUUUACUUAACUAUAU
Messenger RNA from Myzus persicae (green peach aphid), 1110 nucleotides. RefSeq names its product glia maturation factor beta (gene GMF). Gene Ontology annotation, cellular component: actin cortical patch. Gene Ontology annotation, molecular function: Arp2/3 complex binding; actin binding. Gene Ontology annotation, biological process: actin filament debranching; negative regulation of Arp2/3 complex-mediated actin nucleation. NCBI's taxonomy places the organism in Eukaryota, Metazoa, Arthropoda, Insecta, Hemiptera, Aphididae. The transcript has 4 exons. The record is from RefSeq and is a predicted model, not a curated record. The coding region runs from base 170 to 589 and encodes 139 amino acids.